This is a messenger RNA of Ornithodoros turicata, 965 nucleotides long. Its product is annotated as phospholipid scramblase 1-like. Gene Ontology annotation, molecular function: phospholipid scramblase activity. Bases 45 to 785 code for a protein of 246 amino acids. Gene Ontology annotation, biological process: plasma membrane phospholipid scrambling. The record is from RefSeq and is a predicted model, not a curated record. Lineage: Eukaryota; Metazoa; Arthropoda; Arachnida; Ixodida; Argasidae. Gene Ontology annotation, cellular component: plasma membrane. The transcript has 7 exons.
GUGAAGGCCAAUGGACGUGGAGGACGAAGAAGUAGAAUAACAGAAUGAAAGUGGUGGAAGUGCGAAGCCAACAUGCUCAUGCAGACAAUCGACCCUUGCACGAUGCAACGACCGGCCUUCACCGUCUGGCACACGCCGAGGAACUGAAAAUCAUUAUGAUUGAAGACUAUCGUAACUGGAAGUUGCUCGUCCGGGACUCCAGGAACAUGGACCUGUUCUAUGUGUGGAGAGCAAAACUAAGAAGAACCGACACUUGUGGAUUUAUCUUUGGGCCUGCAAGUGAAUGCUUCACAGCAUACAUGACACAAAUGGAUAACGUCGUCGUGAUGUGCUUCGAACGCCCUCUGCGUCUUCAGAGCGGCCUUAAAGGAUUUUUCUGCUGUUGCCUCGGACAGGAGUUGAGGAUUGAUGCCCCUCCCGGAGCAAGAAUUGCCAAUAUUUCGGAGGACUGUAACAUGUGGGGUACCUGUCUCACUAUCUAUGACGGCAAGGGAACGCCCGCUUUAAAGGUUCUUGGCCCCACUCUGCCCCCGUACGUCACCAUACAUUCGUCAACGCCUCCGACCGUGUUAAAGGUCCAAACAAUGGCGGGCAGUGUAAUAGGGGAGAUAAGGAUAGAAGAGUCCAUCAGCGUCUAUUUUCCUGUGAACCUGGACGUCUACAUCAAAGGAUGCCUCAUUGGUUGUGCAACUUUAGUGGCGUUCAUGUUUCGUAUGGAGGGCUGUGCGUGUACGUGCAACACAGUACUAAAAGAGCUCUAUCCUAUUUGCCUCCGGCUACAAUGACAACGGGGAAGACUGUUUCACAGAUAAUCGGUUGGUUUCGCCUGCAAAGGUGUAAUUCUUCAUGAUGGAAACUGGCCACUACUGUAAAUCAUUACUGUAUGCGCAACCUUCACACGCAAACAUGAAGAAAGUUUGUACUCAACAUGUACAGAACGAGUGAUAAAAUUAUCUAUCAAUCCA